AUGGUGUCUAAAAUUGUUUUGGACAAAUUGAUUGAUUAUCGAUCGACACCUGGAAGAAUUGGCUUGAGUUUUGUUGAAAGGAAAAGGUUGAAAAUCGAAUUGGAUUUGCUGAGUAAAUCGAAACGUGAGUUAAAUGGCCGGAAUUUAGAGAAAAUUGAAUUGAACGGGCUUUUUGACAAAAUUUGUAAAAUCGGGGUCAAGUCGGUUGAAGUUGGUGAUACUGUCUAUUUGGAGAAGUAUCGCCAGGAUAAGUGUUUUUGGGAGAAAGCUGUGGUGCUAAAGUCGUUGGGACCCAAAAGUUGUCGAGUCAGACAAAAUGGAAAAAUCAGGAAAGUUAAUUUUGAUGAUUUGUUCCGAGAUCGAAAGAUCAAGGUUUUUGUUAAUUUAGCAGUUGAUAAAUUCUUUGUUUCAGUUAAAAGUCGCCAACCAAUUCACACUUCUCAAUUUCAUGUAACUCAACCUAACAUCCGUCCACCUUCAAUUACUAAUAUUUCAACAUUGUCAAACCAUCGCAAGCCGUCAUUGUCGUCGUUUAUCUCUUUUAUUUAUUCUUUUUUACUACAUUCCAACAGAACUUGA
Messenger RNA from Caenorhabditis angaria, 579 nucleotides. The record is from the annotation of a GenBank genome assembly. Lineage: Eukaryota; Metazoa; Nematoda; Chromadorea; Rhabditida; Rhabditidae.